AUGCCGAAAAAGCCGACGAAUCUGAACGCGAAAGGGGACAAAAAUCUGACGCAAAAGUCUCCGGCGGAAUUUUUCCAAGACAACAAAGGCAUCGCUGGGUUCGAAAACGCGGGGAAAUCGCUGUACACGACGCUUCGAGAGUUCAUCGAGAACGCGUUGGAUGCGGCGGAAGCGAUCGGGACGCUGCCGGAGAUCGAUAUCGCGGUGGAGGAGGUGUCGGUGUCUCAAUACGAGAGCCUCAUCGGGCUCAAGGCGCACGUGCGGUUGGACGACGAGCUGUACGCGGAUUUUGAGAGCGAUAAGGCGAAGGCAAAGCGGUUGGCGCAAGAGGCGAAAAAGGCGGCGAAAGCGGCGUCGGCGGCGUCGAAGCGAGGGGGAGGUGGGAAGCGGGAUCAGGCGAAAUGUUUUUAUAAGAUUACCGUCAAGGACAACGGGAAGGGCAUGCAACACGAGGACAUUCCGAACAUGUUGGGACGGGUUUUGAGUGGUACCAAGUACGGGGUGCGACAAACGCGAGGGAAAUUCGGACUCGGGUCGAAAAUGGCGUUGAUUUGGUCCAAGCAAACCACAGGAUUGCCCAUUCGCAUUCGAAGCGCGUUGCCGAACCAGUCGUUCAUCUCCGAGUACGCGUUAGACAUCGACAUCGAGAAGAACGAGCCAAACAUUCAUAAGGAGGCGAAAUUACCCAAUGACGAUAAGUGGCACGGUGCGGAACUGUCGGUGACCAUCGAAGGUAACUGGACGACGUACAGGCAAUACGUGUUGUCGUAUUUGAGACAGCUCGCCAUCGUCACGCCGUACGCGCAGUUUCGGUUUAGAUUUGUUACCUCUGCGGCGACGACGUCGACGGCGAAAGAUAUCGAUAUCGUAUUUAGACGCCGUACCGAUAUCAUGCCGGCGCUUCCCACGGUGACGAAGCAUCACCCUUCGGCGGCGAAGGAGAACAUGCUCUUGAUAAAGGAUUUACUUUCGCAGACGCGUGAGAAGAAUUUGCUCAACUUUUUGCAUAAAGAGUUCACGUGCAUCAACAAGGACCAUUCUUCUCGCCUGAUUCAAGAACUCGGCUACGGUUUCGAUACGGACAUGCACCCGUCCGAGGUGACGGAUAAGCAAGCGACGAGAAUACAGCAGCUUUUGGCGGACGCGCGCUUCGACGAUCCAGACGGCUCGUGCCUUUCGCCGGCGGGCGAAUACAACCUGCGUUUAGGCAUCAUGAAGGAGCUCGGCCCAGAGUGGAUCGCAUCAUUUUGCGCUCCUGCUUUAGCUUGCGGUGGACACCCGCUCGUCGUCGAAGCUUGCGUUUCGCUCGGCGGUCGCGAAGUGAAACCGGGAUUCAACGUGUUUCGCUUCGCAAAUAGAAUUCCGCUCCUCUUUGAAGGCGGUAACGACGUCGUUACGAGAUGCGUGCAGCGCUUGAACUGGAACACGUAUAAGAUUGACAAGAACAACGAUAAGAUUGGCGUCUUCGUCUCCAUCGUGUCCACAAAAAUCCCUUUCAAAGGCACGUCCAAGGAGUACAUCGGGGAUGAAAACAACGAAAUCGCCGACGCCGUCGACAAGGCAAUCAAGCAGUGCGCCUUGCAGCUUCGAGGGAAGAUUGUCCGCGCGCAAGUGGCGAAAGAUCGGAAAGCUCGCAAAAAGCAACUCGCCAAGUACAUUCCUGAUGUGGCGCGCGCAGUCUUCGCGAUGCUUGCGGCCGCCGCGGACGCGGACGAGCCGCCAUCGAAACGCGCUCGCGUCGGCGCCGCGUUAUGGAAGGUGGACGAAAAGUGGGAGACGGACGUUUUGGAGCGGGCGAGAGAAGGUGAAGUGAGUGAAGCCGUGCUCAGGGCAAAGCUUGAAGAGCACGUGCAACGAAGUGAUCACGAACAAGCGCUGGAAUUUGCCAUGCAAAACAACAAGGAUGGCUUAAGCGAACUCAUGUACUUGGUGCCCAAGACGCCCGAGCACGAGUACCUUCCCGAGAUUCGAAGCGGAUCGUGUGCGUUUAGAUUUCUCAAGGCGGCUGAAUUGCGAUGA
Molecule: messenger RNA, 2019 nt
Organism: Ostreococcus lucimarinus CCE9901
Lineage: Eukaryota; Viridiplantae; Chlorophyta; Mamiellophyceae; Mamiellales; Bathycoccaceae
Exons: 1
Coding region: 1-2019 (672 amino acids)
Biological process (GO): DNA topological change
Cellular component (GO): cytosol; small ribosomal subunit
Molecular function (GO): ATP binding; DNA topoisomerase type II (double strand cut, ATP-hydrolyzing) activity; DNA binding
Source: RefSeq, a predicted model, not a curated record